Calypte anna (Anna's hummingbird) is the source of this 2807-nucleotide messenger RNA. It is a transcript of the gene KCNA4, whose product is annotated as potassium voltage-gated channel subfamily A member 4. The transcript has a single exon. Bases 556 to 2544 code for a protein of 662 amino acids. Gene Ontology annotation, molecular function: delayed rectifier potassium channel activity; protein binding; potassium ion binding. Gene Ontology annotation, cellular component: voltage-gated potassium channel complex; membrane. The record is from RefSeq and is a predicted model, not a curated record. Lineage: Eukaryota; Metazoa; Chordata; Aves; Apodiformes; Trochilidae. Gene Ontology annotation, biological process: protein homooligomerization; potassium ion transmembrane transport.
UUAACUUCAGCUCCCCAAGAAACGAUGUUAAACAAUAAUAGGAUUGCUAGGCCAAAGCAUAACCAGGAAAAAAUGGUGAGGAAGGAGACUGUUUGCAUGUGGUUGCAAUGGUAAACUAAAACCAUCUGUGGAGAACAGGUACCUUUUGAUUUGCAUAUUUUUUUCUUCAUGAAUUCAGUCUUUAUAGCCUGCAAGGUAGUCAUGAUUCAGAUCAGAUCUGUGAUAGCCACAGGAGACAAAUGAAAAUAAAGGGGCUUGGGGGAUGGAAGAACAAGUAAAGUCUCAGUGGUUCCCUGGUUGAAUUUGAGAAUUUCAUCUUAUUAACAAAACUGUAGUUUUGUCAAACAUUCUGGACAAAAAAAGAAAAUGCAGAUCUGUGGCUUUCUAAAACAUAGAUUCAGUGUUAAAACUAUGUUGCCCUGCUGUACAUCAAAGGGACUGUCCUCCAAAAGCAAAUGGCUCUGAACAUUCCGUAGUAAAAGUUAAGGUUACACUAUAAACAAAAACCUAUUUUCAUAAAAUAAUUGAAAAAAGAAAAAAAAAAGCAAUUGCAAAAUGGAGGUUGCAAUGGUGAGUGCAGAUAGCUCUGGGUGCAACACCCACAUGCCCUAUGGAUACGCAGUCCAAGCUCGGGCCCGAGAGAGAGAGCGCCUGGCACAGUCCAGAGCCGCAGCAGCUGCGGCUGUAGCAGCAGCAACAGCAGCAGUAGAAGGUGGGGCAACAGGUGGAGGUGGCCCAUAUCACAACUACCAUCAGGAGCAGAGUCGAGGUGCCUCCUCCUCGCAUGGUGGGAAUGUGCCGCAUGGCAGCGUGUCCCACCGGCAGAGUGGUAAGAGACGGAAGAAAGGGAAAAAGAGGAGCCAGCAGUUGGGAAGUAGGGAAUGCGGGGCCUCCUUCCCCUGCUCUGAGCUGCUGCCUCUCAGCGGUUCUGAAGAGAGAAUACUGAAGGACUUGAGUGAGGAGGAGGAGGAGAAUGAAGACGAGGAUGAAGAUGAUGAGGAAGAAGGAAAGCUCUACUACAGUGAUGACUAUGGGGAGGAUGAGUUUUCCUACUCAGACCAGCCACCCGAUGAUGGUGGAGGCCCCGGGGGUUACAGCUCUGUUCGCUACAGCGAGUACGAGUGUUGUGAGCGUGUGGUAAUCAACGUGUCGGGACUGCGGUUUGAGACCCAACUGAAGACAUUAGCUCAGUUCCCAGAGACAUUGUUGGGUGACCCAGCAAAGCGAGGCAGAUACUUUGACCCUCUCAGGAAUGAAUACUUCUUUGAUAGGAACCGACCCAGCUUUGAUGCCAUCCUCUACUAUUACCAGAGUGGUGGUCGGCUGAAGAGGCCGGUCAAUGUACCCUUUGACAUCUUCAGCGAGGAGGUGAAAUUCUACCAACUCGGGGAGGAGGCCAUGCUCAAGUUUAGGGAGGAUGAAGGGUUUGUCAAAGAGGAAGAAGACAGACCUCUGCCGGAGAAUGAGUUUAAGAAGCAGGUUUGGCUGCUGUUUGAGUACCCGGAGAGCUCCAGUCCAGCCAGAGGCAUUGCCAUUGUCUCUGUCUUGGUCAUCUUGAUCUCCAUUGUCAUCUUUUGUCUGGAGACUUUGCCAGAGUUUAGAGAUGACAAAGAAUUCGUCAUGUCCCUGAGCUUAGGAAAGGGGCUUGCCAACGAGUCGCUUCAUCUGGAUGCUGGGGAGCACACCAUCUUCAAUGACCCCUUUUUCAUUGUAGAGACGGUAUGCAUCAUUUGGUUCUCCUUUGAGUUUACAGUACGCUGCUUUGCAUGUCCAAGCAAAGCACAGUUCUUCAAGAACGUCAUGAACAUCAUAGACAUUGUCUCCAUCUUGCCUUACUUCAUCACUCUGGGCACCGACUUGGCACAGGAACAGGGCAGUAAUGGUCAACAGGCCAUGUCCUUUGCCAUCCUGAGGAUCAUCCGUCUGGUCAGGGUGUUUCGCAUCUUUAAGCUCUCCAGGCACUCCAAGGGUUUGCAGAUCCUGGGUCAUACGCUCAGGGCCAGCAUGAGGGAACUCGGCCUCCUCAUCUUUUUCCUUUUUAUUGGAGUAAUUUUGUUUUCCAGUGCUGUUUACUUUGCAGAAGCUGAUGAGCCUGCCACCCAUUUUCAAAGCAUCCCAGAUGCCUUUUGGUGGGCUGUAGUGACCAUGACUACAGUCGGUUAUGGGGAUAUGAAACCCAUAACCGUGGGUGGGAAAAUAGUUGGGUCCCUGUGUGCCAUUGCGGGAGUGUUAACCAUUGCUUUACCAGUGCCAGUGAUUGUCUCCAAUUUUAACUAUUUCUACCACAGAGAGACUGAGAAUGAAGAACAAACGCAGCUGAUGCAAAAUGCAGUCAGCUGCCCUUACCUCCCAACAAAUUUACUGAAGAAAUUUAGAAGCUCGUCGUCUUCAUCCACAGAGGAUAAAUCAGAAUAUUUGGAGAUGGAAGAAGGAGUUAAAGAAUCUCUUUGUGUAAAAGAGAAAAAAAGUCAGGACACGGGGAAUAGUAGUGAGUCAGAGAAGAAAAACUGUGUGAAUUCCAAUUCUGUGGAAACCGAUGUGUAAUUUUGAGUGUUUCCAAAUAUAUUUAUGCAUUAAAGAGUGCAGUGAAAAUAAUGAAAUAUGCAAACAAGAGUCCACAGCAUACAGUAGUAUGCCAUUUAAUGGUUAAAUACAAAUAAAAAGCAUUGCUAAACUUCUAUUACAUAUCAAGUAAGUGGUAUGACUCGAGGAAGGGAUUGCUAGAUCUGAUAUAUUUCAGACUUUAUAUUUUUAUUAGAAUGCAAGUGUUUUGCACAAGAGGCUGAAAAAUUUAUUAAAUCCAAGAC